GAAGUAAAAGUAAACAACGCAUAGAUAGGAAACGAUGUUAUGUUGCGUUAGUUAUCCGUUCUCACUCCGAGUCUGUGAUUUUUGGUGCUUCAUUCAAAAUGCCUGACGGAUUUAUAACCCGAUAAGGGCAAGGACCCGGUUAGAGACAAGCUGAAAACCGAUCUCGCUAUGUUAGCCAUCAGAUCGUCAGAGGAGGAGUCCGCAGAGAUGGAGGAGAUGGACACCUCAGAACCCAACUGGUGCUGGUUCUACUUGGCUGAGUGUGGAGUGUGGCAUAUGUUUGAGAUUGAUCCCAGUGCAGCCUGCUCUGUGACCAGCGCUCAGAUUGAGCAGUGCUAUAACAGGAACCAACGUGGCGUCAUGGAAUUCUACACAGCAAAGUAUACGUACAGGCUUGACUUCUCAGUUAUGCGACAGAUAAAUGUAACGACAGGAAAGCAGCGGCCAAUUAAACGCUCCCUCCACUCGGCAACUGGCUUCAGGUUUAUUUGUGAUAACCUCGCCUUGCCUGUUCCCUGUCAUUGGGAGAGAAUCAAUACAGAUGAGCCCUAUCAGCUCAUCCAGCUCGGAAGAGACACCUAUGAGUUUAAAGAAGUAGCCAGACUGUACGAAAGGACCAUGGAUCAUCCAAUCAAAUCCAUCCAGAGGAUUCAGAACCUGGACUUGUGGGAGUUUUUCUGCAGGAAGAAAACACAGUUGCGAAAAGUCAAGCGAACAUUGGAUAUUGAGGAGCGAAUGCUGUUUCAUGGCACAGGACACAGCAACAUACAAGCUAUAUGUACGUUUAACUUUGACUGGCGGCUGACUGGAAGCCAUGGCGAUGUUUAUGGCAAAGGGAGCUACUUUGCCCGGGAUGCCAAAUACUCCAGUAAAUUCUGUCACACCACGGGGAAGCACAACACCACUUUACAGAGACACGGACUCGCCCCGCCAAUAUUUGCCAGUGAGCCGCCUUAUAAGACCAUGUUCCUGGCCAGAGUGCUUGUCGGAGAGUACACGGUUGGUCAUCCUAUGUACUGCAGACCACCCUCCAAGGACGCCAGCUUCACCAACUUUUAUGACAGUUGCGUGGACGAUAUGGCCAAUCCAAAGAUUUAUGUCAUUUUUGACAGCAACCAGAUUUACCCAGAGUAUCUGAUUGAGUUCUACUGACGCCUAACACAAACUUUUUUCUUAUCAAAACAUGAACUAUAGAGGCUGGAUCUCAAAUAUGGAAAUAUUUAGGAUACAAAGUCAGAUGAUGGGAUGGAACAGAGAGAGAAGAGUUAAAGGGACCUUUGCUUUUUCUUUCAGUUAGAUCUGGUGCCUAACUGGAGCAUGGGUCAUCUAAAGUGCCUUUAAGGAAUUGGAAAAUCAAGAAGACAAUACAGACUUUGUGUACAGUUUGUUUACUGUACAGUAUAUUCUAAGACGGGACCUUGUGGUUGGAUUUUUUCUCUGUGACUUAUAAAAAGUCUGAAAAAACUGAAUGAAAAUCUGCUUUUACUUUAAUCAGUCUUAGUGGAAGUUUUGUAUUUAAUGCAGAAUAUGUGCUUGCUUGUUGAAUAUCUGUGCACAGUUGUUAAACAUAAGAGUGGAACUUGCAGCCUGUAGAUUAUAGGUGAUGUCCUGCCACCGGCCACAGCCCUUCUCUCACGUCCACACAGUGCCACGCAUGAGCUUAUUUACAAGUCAUAGUUCCUGAUGACGAAACCAAAAACCAUGUUCAUGCUUACCCAUUAAGCCCCGUGAUCUGUUACUUAGUGACAUAAACAUCUGUGUGUACCUGGUACGAUGUAUUAUGUAGGCAUGGAUUCUUUUGUUUUUAUUCCCCAAAAAACGCUUCUACCUCUGCAUUUUUUUAAACCAUGCAUCAGUGCACUUUAUUCUUUCUGUGAAAGGCUCGGUAAUUGUGUCACAGUGACAUAAAGUUGUGAUGUCUUGUAUUCAA
Molecule: messenger RNA, 1930 nt
Organism: Thunnus maccoyii (southern bluefin tuna)
Lineage: Eukaryota; Metazoa; Chordata; Actinopteri; Scombriformes; Scombridae
Product: protein mono-ADP-ribosyltransferase PARP11-like
Exons: 8
Coding region: 169-1152 (327 amino acids)
Molecular function (GO): NAD+ poly-ADP-ribosyltransferase activity
Source: RefSeq, a predicted model, not a curated record